Hipposideros armiger (great roundleaf bat) is the source of this 4353-nucleotide messenger RNA. RefSeq names its product zinc finger protein 445 (gene ZNF445). NCBI's taxonomy places the organism in Eukaryota, Metazoa, Chordata, Mammalia, Chiroptera, Hipposideridae. Bases 464 to 3547 code for a protein of 1027 amino acids. Gene Ontology annotation, molecular function: RNA polymerase II cis-regulatory region sequence-specific DNA binding; DNA-binding transcription factor activity, RNA polymerase II-specific. The transcript has 8 exons. Gene Ontology annotation, biological process: regulation of transcription by RNA polymerase II. The record is from RefSeq and is a predicted model, not a curated record.
ACAGGGUCGGGCGAAGAGGCAGGCGCGGGGCUAGCAGUUGCAGCCGCUGUACCGACUGUUGGGGCCGUGUGAGUCGAUAAACGUUGCCGUCUGCUGCUUGCUUGACUCCUGUCUCUUGGCUGAAUUCUUUCUUUCAAGAUGACAAGAAGCGAGGAAAAUCAUCAUUUCCGGUGACACCCCCACCGGCAAGGGGUUGAGCUUCUCCACUGCAGCAUGAAGUGUGGUGCUUGUAUCUACCCCACCUGCACCCCCUGGCUGUGAAGUGGGGGACCAGUGGAUUGCAAGGGGCUGAAUCUUGUGUGUUCUUUCUCUUCUUUCAUGCUUCUCUUGCCAGUGACGUCUGAUGUCCCAGCUAAUGGCAUUGUCCACUGCGGUGCUGAAAAGAUACUCCCGAGGUCCCAGCAGCGACACGGCUAACGUAGGCUUGGUUUGCACUCUGCUGCGUAGACUCUGAACAGGAGUGAUGCCUCCAGGCAGGUGGUAUGCUGUCCAUCCAGCUCAGGCCCAGGCUUCAAGGGAGCGAGGGCGUCUUCAGAUGGUAAAGCAGGAAGAAGAGGGAGAAGACUACACUUCAGUGCAGACUGCCAGGCCACAGACACUCAACCGUCCUGGCCAGGAGCUGUUCCGCCAGCUCUUCAGACAGCUUCGCUACUAUGAGUCUUCUGGGCCCCUAGAGACUCUGAGCCGACUCCGGGAGCUCUGCCGCUGGUGGCUGAGGCCUGACGCUCUCUCCAAGGCCCAGAUGCUGGAGCUGCUGGUGCUGGAGCAGUUCCUGAGCAUCCUGCCUGCGGAGCUUCGGACCUGGGUGCAGCUGCAUCACCCUGAGAGUGGUGGGGAGGCUGCGACCCUGCUAGAAGAGCUGCAGAGAGACGUCAGUGGGACACCAUGGAGGGACCCAGCCCCUGCCCAGAGCCCAGAUGUGCAUUGGAUGGGUACAGAAGCCCUGCGAGCCGCGCAGAUAUGGUCCUCAGCUUCACCUCUCGGGAGCGGCUCUGCUCUGGGGGACAACCUGGAGCCUCCCUAUGAAAUAGGAGUGCCUGACUUCCUGGCGGGGCAAUCCGAUCCUCCUGCUCCCCAGGUGCCUGACCUUUCCCCAAGAGAGGGGUGCCCAGGAGACCAGGUGACAGCCCAGCCUCAGGAGGCUGUGACUUUCAAGGACGUGGAGGUGAGCUUCUCCCAGGAUGAGUGGGGAUGGCUGAACCCUGCUCAGAGGAACCUGUACAGGGAAGUGAUGCUGGAGAACUACGGGAACUUGGCUUCUCUGGUGGGGCCAUUCACCAAACCUGCUCUGAUCUCCUGGUUGGAGACACGGGAGCCGUGGGGCCUGAAUGUCCAGGGAGCUCAGCCUAAGGAGAAUGCAGGUGCUGCCCCUGCAGGAGGUGAGCUCCAGAAGGAAACAAACAAGUUCAUCUUAAAACGUGAAUCUUUGGAGGAAGUGGAAACCUUAUCUGUGCCGUCAGAAAGUCAGGUGAUGAGUGUUUCUGAGGAGACAGAGCUCAGAGAACCUUUGGAACAGAAGAGCAGGUUAAAGGAGCAAUGCGGAAACCCCACGCAAGUGAGUGUUAAGAAAGAAGAGACCAGUUGCAUUCACGGCACCGGAAAAGAACCUGAAGAAUCAGAAGGCGGUAAUAAUCUUAAUGUAAAACAUGUUCCGCGUUUGAGAGUUCCCAGAAGAAAGCGAUCCCUGAAGCAUGGUUAUGGCCGACACUUCAGAGGCAAUUCAUACCACUACGACGGCAAGGAAUACACAAAGGGGCUCCGCCGCAUGAUGGGCGGGCUUAGCCUGCAGCAGAAACUUCAUGCCAGCCUGAAAGGGGCUACGAAGGAUGCACACGGGAAGGACUUCAGCCUUAGUGCUCAUCACCAACAUGGGUGGAACCUUCAUCCGGUGGGGACAUCGUACAAGUGCAGUGACUGUGGGAGGACCUUCAGUCAUAGCUCCCAUCUUGCGUAUCAUCAGAGACUCCACACCCAAGAGAAACCAUUUAAAUGUAGGGUGUGUGGGAAAGCCUUCCGGUGGAGCUCAAACCGGGCGCGGCAUGAGAAAAUCCACACUGGACUGAAGCCGUAUAAAUGCGGUUUGUGUGACAAAGCUUUCCAGCGCAUGUUUGCCUACCACUUACACCAGGAAACCCACACUCAUCAGAAAUUUCUUGAAUCCAAUCAGUGUGAGGAAGCCCUCGCCCAUGGCUCAGGGUUUGAUCAUCAUUUGCCAGCUCAAAGUGGGGAGGAGCUCUUUGACUGCAGCCAGUGUAGGAAAUCCUUCCACUGUAAGUCAUAUGUCCUUCAACAUCAGAGGAUCCACACCCAGGAGAAACCCUAUAAAUGUACCAAGUGUAGGAAAACCUUUAGGUGGAGGUCAAACUUUUCUCGUCAUAUGCGAAUGCACGAGGAAGAAAAGUUCUACAGUCAAGACACACGUAGAGAAGACUUCAAGGAGACCUCCAACUGCACUCAGCCCCAGGGCCUGCCCCCCAUUGAGGAGAAAGCUUUCGUGUGUCAGCAGUGUGGGAAAACUUUUAUGAGAAAGAAAUCUCUCAUUAAUCACCAGAGAAUCCACACAGGCGAGAAACCAUACCGAUGUAGCGAAUGUGCAAAAGAGUUUGCCCACAGGUCAGCCUUUAUUGUGCAUAAGAAGCAGCACGCCAUGAAAAGAAAGCCUGAGGGUGGGCCCUCUUUUAGCCAGGACAGAGUAUUCCCAGCCCCUCAGAGCAGUCACACCACAGAGGAACCCUUCAAAUGUAGCCAGUGUGGCAAAGCCUUUCGUAACCACUCAUUUCUCCUCAUACACCAGAGAGUUCACACCAGAGAGAAGCCUUACAAGUGCAGGGAGUGUGGGAAAACUUUCAGAUGGAGUUCUAACCUCUCCCGACAUCAGAGGGGUCACUCUUUGGAAAAACGGUACGAGUACCACGAGAGUAGAAACCCUCCAGACCUGCAGCCACAGAUCCUCACUGGAGAGAAACGUUUUUGGUGCCAAGAAUGUGGGAAAACCUUCACACGUAAAAGAAGUCUUUUGGAUCAUAAGGGAAUACACAGUGGAGAGAAGCGCUAUAAAUGUAACCUGUGCGAGAAAUCUUACGAUAGAAAUUACCGCCUUGUGAAUCAUCAGAGAAUCCACACUAAAGAGAGACCUUUUAAAUGUCAGUGGUGUGGGAAAGAUUUCAUUGGAAGACAUACCCUCUGCAUCCAUCAGAGAAAACACACAAGGACGACACAGCCUGCAAGCAGCCUGGCCGAGCCACCUUCCUCCCAGGACACAGGGGUGAGUUUACAGGAAUUAAAACCAAGUGGGGAGAAGCCCCUUGAAUCUCGUGAGGACGCUUAUGAGCAGAGCUCCAGGCUCACCGGACCUCAGGCCAUACCCAUGGAGAAAAAGUGCCACAGAUGUAGUACGUGUGGGAAAGAUUUCAGUAAGACCUCCCAACUUGCUAGCCACAAGAGAUUUCAUACUCGAGAGAGGCCCUUCAAAUGCAAGCAGUGUGGGAAGACCUUCCGGUGGACCUCAAAUCUGGCUCGGCAUAUGAAAAGUCACGCUAGUGAUUAGCUUGGCGCCCGACGAUGGGAGGAGAGGGGUUCCUGGCUACCCUGCUAGAGAACCCUUCAGUGUGGGCAGUGCAGGGAAAACCUUCACAAGGAGCCCCAACCCUUUCUGUUCUGGAAGCUGGUCACAGAAUCCUGAAGAUUCAAAACCUCAGGGCGUCCCCUAUCCUACCCACUGGAAAAUGAGAUCUUUGGGGACCUUCUCGAGACUCAGGCCCCCAGGAGUGAUCUUUGUACAAUGGCCUGGAGCCCCCCAGGGUCUUCCAUAACUCUGGAGAGAGAGAUCAUUGUGUUUUUGGUUUGACAAAAUGUCUGUGGCACGGUGGGCUGUGGCUGCUGGGAAGGGGCCACUUGGCUCCUGUUUCCCUCUGUGUCUGACCUGCUAUGGUUCCUAUUCUGUUUGACCUCAUAAGCAGCAGCAGCAGCAGCAGCAGCAGGAACUGCUCCUGGCCUCCCCAGAUGCUUCCUGAGGAGUUCUGGCCGCAGCUGCAGCUGUCACAGCUGCCUCAGGAUGUCUGCUGUGGGCAUAGAGUUGUUGCCAUGACCAGUGGAGGAGUGCAAGGUACUGGGCUCGAUCACAUGGAGGAUGGAGUGCUCCUAGUGCCCCACCCACAGGUGAUGCACAGGUGGGCAGCAGCGGUCCAUUGGUUAAACAGACGUGCUGAGCUCCUCCCACGUGCCAGGCACUAUUGUUUUUGCAAGAGACCCCGCAGUGACCGGAACAGACAGAUAAAGCUGCCCUCUUGGAUCUUUACAGACAAUGAACAUGUGAGAGACAUGCAAUAUUUUGGAAGGUGAUGUGUGUUGUGG